Molecule: messenger RNA, 1389 nt
Organism: Rana temporaria (common frog)
Lineage: Eukaryota; Metazoa; Chordata; Amphibia; Anura; Ranidae
Product: mannose-binding protein C-like
Exons: 2
Coding region: 100-678 (192 amino acids)
Source: RefSeq, a predicted model, not a curated record
CUCCUUUGUUUUGGCCAUUGGUCAAUUAAAGGCACAUUUUUUAUGGUGCCAGCUCCAAUCACUGGGACACUGAAAUGAAACCUUUCUUCUCAAUUCUCAAUGUCUCCUGACCAAAAAGAAGUAGAAACAUUUUUACUCCUGAGCAUAUUGAAGAAAGAAACUAAUGAUUUAGCAUGUGAUAUAUUUGCUUUAAUUAUGUCAACUCUUUUCUUAGCAAUCGAUAAUCUUAAAUUGCAAAUGGCUGGUAUGGAUCAACGGAUAAAAGAUCUGCAAUCAAACCUUGAGAAGCAGGGAAAAGCUCUUUCCUUUACAAAAUUUAUCGCUGUAAGUGGCAACAAAUUCUAUAUUUUAAAUAGUGUUGAAGCCACUUAUUCCGAGGCCAAAACCAAGUGUAUUAAUGACGGAGCUCAGUUGGCUGUACCCCGGACCCUCGAAGAAAACCAAGCCAUGUUCUCCCUCCGCAAGCAGGCCAAUCGUAACUUAUUCAUGGGUAUAAAUGACUUGCAGAAAGAGGGUGAGUUUAGAGACCAGUCUGGAGAAGCCAUCAAAUAUAUCAACUGGAGCUCAGGUGAACCCAACAACGCUUUUGGCGACGAGGACUGUGUGGUUAUGUGGGAAGAUGGAAGGUGGAAUGAUGAUAAUUGCAUAGCCAAAUUUUUUUUUCUUUGUGAGUUUUAAAUUAGAGCAAAAAAGCCAUUUACCUCUUUAAAUGCACCUUUUAAGGCUACAUUCCUUGUAUUCUCUUGUGCACCACUAAUUACCAGGCAUUAAAGUGCUUGUAAACCAUUAUGUUUACCCAGUGAAGUGACUGACCUCAGAUGAUACACAGAGAUUAAACAAAUCCUCCUACAUAAAUUAUACCUGAUUAUUUGCAGCCUUCUUUUCUCUACAACUGUUCAAAGUGGAGGGAAGCCACUCAUUGGAGGGAAGGCACACCCCCCCCCCUUUCACACAACACACAGGAACCAAGCUGAGGCUGUUAAUCACAGGCUGUGUGCUGGAGCUUCCUCUCCAUAACCUUUUUUUAGCUCUAGAGGGAUUUGCUUUGUUCAUAUUUCUUAUUACAGGUUUACAACCACUUUAAUAUAUGUUCAUGAUUGUUUUCAGUUACUGUAUUCUAUUGAAAAAACAUUAAAAUACAUGUAACUAUAUUAAAAAUAGCAUCUUAUUUACAGUUUAUUGUUGUAUCUCCAGUUUUGAUGCUUCUUCUGAAUAAGUACCACUAGCAGAAAAGUUUUGAAACCCAGCAAAGGGAAAUAAUAGAUGGUGAUAGUAAGCCAAAACAACCAAUCAGUAAUAAUAUAUUGAUAAUGCAAGCAAAGACUAAUCAGUUACUGAAUUUACUAAAUAGGAGCAAUCCUGAUCUUAGCAUUGAGGGGAAAAAUGGGU